AGAUACAAACCAUCUGAACACAACUUAAUAUAUAUUGGGUGAAAGCUGCAGUAACAUGCAAGUGAAUAAAUAAGGCUUUAAGAAUAACAAAAUUUUGAGCUGUCCCAAUUGCUGGGAUACCCUGCUUUCCUUGUUCCUCAUGAAAGGAAUCCAAAUCUAGAGAAAAAAAAGUAGAAUAAAGAGGUCUUUGAAGACAAAGGAAGACUUUUUCUCCAUAAGCUCCAGCUAAUCUAACUCAUGUAUCAUACAACAUUAAGUAUUAGGUUUCUUGCAUCCAUCUCCUUUAUAGAGAUUCUCACGUUGGACUCCAUACUUUGCUGUUUUCAUGAAUUCUCUGUGUUUGUAUCAAACUCCUUAUAAAAGGGUGUCCCUUGUUUUCUCAUGAAGAUCAGCCAUCUCUAAUCUGAAAGUAGUAAUUAACUAAAAUUGUAAAAGAUGGCUAAAAACAUUGGCAUUCUUGUUUGCCUUCUUCUUGUGAUUUUGGAUGUUGCAGCUGGUAUACUAGGAAUUCAAGCUGAGGUAGAGCAAAAUAAGGUUCAAGAUUUGAAGGUGUGGAUCUUUGAAUGUAGAGAUCCAAGCUAUUAUGAAGCUUUUAAGCUGGGAUUGGCUGCAACAGUACUUUUGGUUCUGGCACAAGUUAUUUCUAAUCUGCUUGCUGGUUGUAUUUGCAUCCAGUCUAAGGAAGAGUUGGAUAAAGCCUCUUCUAACAAGCAACUUGCUUUUGCUUCCUUUGUAUUCCAAUGGAUUAUUAUGGGCAUUGCAUUCUCAUUGCUGGUAGCUGGAACAUUGUCAAACGGGAAGGCAAGAAAAUCUUGUGGCAUAUCACACCAUCGUUUCUUUUCGAUAGGAGGAAUAUUGUGCUUUAUCCAUGGACUUUUCUCUGUUUCCUAUUAUAUCUCUGCCACUGCCACCAUCCAGGAAGAUAAGAAGCUGAAUCAACAUGGAGGUCAUGCAUGAGUACAAAAAAAUUACUCUCUUUUAAUACACAGCCUUCACUAACGAGAAGUAGAUUAACUCAGUGCUUCAUACGAGAGAAACCAAAGCAGAAUAUAUAUGGAAAAUUCAUUAUAACCGACUCCCAUAUAUUCCUUUUAAAAAAUCCUAAUUUUCAUGUAACGUUUUAUUGAAUUUAUUUAUGUUAUUUUGAACAUUUUCUUUACUCUAAUGUAAGUUUUACUACAUUGCUGAUGGAUUAAAUUUUCCUACAAAAUUCCUUGUAAAUUUUUUUACAUGUUUUCCUUAUCGUUAGUAUAAUUACAUGGUGUGAUUUGUGGUUCUAGUUGAAAGAAAGGCAAUUUCCCCCCUAUGAUAUGCAUGGAAGGACCAUCAAUGCCCAAAUAUCAUAUCAGAGGAGCUCUACUACUACACCCCUAGUCCAGUGACUUCUAAUGGAAUGCAAAACCGCAGGGUACUUAAGGGACCAAUAUAUGUCGAUAGCACAUUUACUUGAUCCAUCAAUUUCAUUAUCCAGCUUUGUUCAUAAUAUUUCCUAGCCAAACUGCAAUAUCAGCUCUGUCAUUUCUCCAAGAAGAAAAAAGAAGAUAUUAAAAGAAUUGUUGGUGGGGGAUCAGGAAGAUCGGAUCAUACUUUUACUUGUACAAUAUUCAAUGUAUUUUCUGCAAAUCGUUUGUAGCCUAAUUGCAAUAUGAUAUCAGUACUUCUUUGCCUAUUAACAUCCUUGCUGUUACUAAUCUAUCCUUAUGCAUGCUAAUAGUAUACUAAUUAACAUUCAAGUACUUAAAUUUGAGUCUGCAGGACGGCUAUGUACAUUUUGAAUGUUAGGUUUGGUCAUGUAGUUCGUGUAUUGCAAGCCGGAAGGACUUAAGACAGGAGAUAUACUGAAACUUCACAGCAGACGUAGAAUCUUUUAUGGGAAACAAAUUAAAGAUUAGGCGUAACAUCCAAAAUCAUUCUUCACAACUGGAUUCAGGAAGUUUUCGUAACUUACAGAAAGUAAUAACACAGUAUAGAUAAGCUUUUUAGCCCAUGGUGGCCAAAACAUCAUUUAAGGUAGAUACAGUAUCGGCAUAGUACUUCU
Messenger RNA from Lycium ferocissimum, 2038 nucleotides. RefSeq names its product protein DESIGUAL 2-like. The record is from RefSeq and is a predicted model, not a curated record. Bases 436 to 957 code for a protein of 173 amino acids. Lineage: Eukaryota; Viridiplantae; Streptophyta; Magnoliopsida; Solanales; Solanaceae. The transcript is spliced from 3 exons.